CGUGUGGGACUUUCUAUAUCGUCUUCCUCCAACAUCCCCUUUCACUCUCUAUUUCCCGUCUCUGUCACCGAGAAGCCAUGGCUUCUCUCUUCAGAGACCUCUCCUUAGGCCAAUCAUGGAGGGAGUCCACUCCUUCUCCGCCGCCAAAGCUCCAAAUCCAGCCCCCGCCGCCGAUAAUGUCCGUCAGGCCAGUCGCCGCCGAUCUAGAGUGCCCACUCGGCCAGCUCGCCUCCCACCUCACCGAUUCCGACCUCCGCUCCGCCGCCUACGAGAUCUUCCUCGCCCUCACCCGCACUUCCUCCGCCAAGCCCCUCUCCACCGCCGCCACCACCGACCCACCUAACCACCACCACAACCAUUUGCCUCACUCCCCCAGCUCCAGCUCCAACUCCAACUCGUCUCCGUCACUCCAGCGCUCACUUACUUCCGCCGCGGCCAGCAAGAUGAAGAAAGCUCUCGGAUUGAAAUCCCCAGGCUCCGGUUCCAAAAAGAGCCCCGGGUCUGGGUCUGGCUCUGGUCAGGGCAAGUCGAAGAAGCCAUUGACGGUCGGCGAGCUGAUGAAGAUUCAAAUGCGGGUACCGGAGGCUGACGAUUCGAGGGUUCGGAGAGCUCUUCUGAGGAUUUCCGCUGGUCAGGUUGGCCGGCGAAUCGAGACGGUGGUGCUACCGCUGGAGCUUCUGCAGCAGCUGAAAUCAUCCGAUUUCACCGAUCAUCAAGAAUUCGAGUCGUGGCAGAAGAGGACUCUCAAAGUUCUCGAGCUCGGGCUGCUCUCGCACCCUAGAGUCCCGCUCGACAAGUCAAACCCUACCUCCCAGCGGCUGCGGCAAAUCAUCAAUGCAGCUCUGAACAAGCAGAUGGAAACCGGGCGUAACAACGAGUCAAUGCAGAUUCUUCGCAGCGCGGUGACCUCUCUCGCUAGUAGAUCUGAUGGCUCAUCGGUUUUGGAAGUUGCCCAUUGGGCUGAUGGGAUUCCGUUAAACCUUCGUCUGUACGAAAUGCUGCUGGAAGCUUGCUUUGAUGUGCACGACGACACUUCCAUCAUUGAUGAAGUGGACGAGCUCAUGGAGUUUAUAAAGAAAACUUGGACUGUGCUUGGGAUUAAUCAAAUGCUCCAUAACUUGUGCUUUACGUGGGUUUUGUUUCAUCGGUUUGUCGCUACUGGCCAAGUGGAGACGGACUUGUUAGAUGCUGCUGAUGGGCAGCUGCUGGAAGUUGCCAAAGAUGCCAAGACGACAAAGGAUGCUGAGUAUUCCAAAGUUUUGAGCUCCACUUUGACUGCGAUCAUGGGUUGGGCUGAAAAAAGGCUGCUUGCUUAUCACGACACUUUCGACAGUCGAAAUUCCGUGACCAUGCAGAGCAUUGUAUCUCUCGGAGUGGCUGCUGCGAAAAUUUUGGUCGAGGAUAUAUCGAAUGAGUACCGGCGGAGGAGGAAGAACGAUGUUGAUGUUGCUCGUAGUAGGAUCGAUACUUACAUCAGGUCAUCCCUCCGUACCGCUUUUGCUCAGAGAAUGGAGAAGGCUGACUCAAGCAGGCGAGCAACCAAGAACCAGCCGAAUCCACUUCCUGUCCUUGCCAUCCUUGCCAAAGAUGUUGGUGAGCUAGCGGUUAAGGAAAAGCGAAUGUUUAGUCCAAUACUCAAGAGAUGGCACCCAUUUUCAGCAGGGUUGGCUGUAGCCACACUGCAUGCUUGCUAUGGAAAUGAGUUGAAACAAUUCAUUUCUGGGAUAACGGAACUGACACCAGAUGCCGUGCAAGUACUAAGGGCGGCAGAUAAGUUGGAGCAGGAUCUGGUGCAGAUUGCUGUAGAAGAUUCUGUGGAUAGUGAUGAUGGAGGGAAAGCUAUCAUUCGUGAGAUGCCUCCUUAUGAGGCUGAAGCUGCAAUUGCAAAUUUGGUGAAAGUAUGGAUUAAGUCGAGACUCGACAGAUUGAAGGAAUGGAUCGACAGAAGCUUACAACAAGAGGUUUGGAGCCCACAGGCAAGCCAAGAAGGGUUUGCUCCAUCAGGAGUGGAAGUGUUACGUUUGAUAGACGAAACACUGGACGCAUAUUUCCAGCUCCCAAUACCAAUGCAUCCAGCUUUGCUGCCUGACUUGAUGACAGGCCUGGAUAGAUGCCUUCAGUAUUACGCAACCAAGGCUAAAUCCGGCUGUGGAACCCGAAGCUCUUACCUCCCAACCAUGCCCGCCCUAACCAGAUGCGAAACCGGAUCCAAGUUCCAGUGGAAGAAGAAAGACAAGUCGUCAUCAACAACCACUAACGGUCAAAAGAGGUCAAGUUCCCAGGUCGCAACGACAAUGAACGGAAGCAAUGCCACCUCCGCGACACCUCAGCUAUGCGUCCGUAUCAAUACGCUCCACCGAAUUCGAUCCGAGCUGGACACAGUCGAGAAGCGAAUCAUUACACACCUCCGGAACUCCGAAUCAGCAGAAGCACAUGACUUCUCAAACGGGCUGGCCAAGAAGUUCGAGCUCGCACCCUCCGCCUGCGUUGAAGGAGUCCAGCAGCUCAGCGAGUCACUCGGCUACAAAGUCGUUUUCCACGACCUGAGUCACCUCCUAUUCGACGGGUUAUACAUCGGAGAGCCAUCGUCCUCAAGAAUCGAGCCUUGCCUCGAGGAGCUUGAGCGGAACCUGACGAUCAUCUCGGACAUUGUUAACGAGAAGGUUCGUACCCGGGUCAUUGCAGAUGUAAUGAGGGCAACGUUCGACGGGUUCUUGCUCGUGUUGCUCGCUGGUGGGCCCUCUCGCUGCUUCACUCGUCAGGACUCUGCGAUAAUCGAAGAGGACUUCAAGUCUCUGAAGGAUCUGUUUUGGGCCAAUGGAGAUGGCCUACCAGCAGAACUGGUAGAUAAGUUUGCAGCCACAGUGAGAGGUGUUCUGCCAUUGUUUAGGACCGAUACGGAGAGCUUGAUUGAGAGGUUUAGGAGGGAGACACUGGAGGCGUAUGGUUCAGCUGCGAGAUCGAGGCUUCCACUUCCUCCGACCUCUGGGCAGUGGGAUCCGACCGAACCAAACACCAUUCUUCGCGUGUUGUGUUAUCGGAAUGAUGAUGCUGCGUCGAAGUUUCUUAAGAAGACCUAUAACUUGCCAAAGAAGCUCUAGUUGGCUUCAAGUUGGGUUCUGGGAAAUGAUCGCCGGAGGUAUUGUACAGAACAUUGUCGGUCAAUCGAGGAAGGAGCUUGGUUAACAUAUUGAGACAAGGUUAAGGAUUUUGUUUAUGUUUUGGCAACAACGUAAUGAGAUUGUAAAAGACUAGGUCUAGAGGGUCGUCGGGACUUGAACAUACUGUCCUUUACGCACUAUUCUAAUGUGACCCGUGACUUGAACAAACCGUCCUUCGGACUAUGCACCAUUCUCAUGUAAAUCAAGUACUCAACAACACAAAACAAACACCUAACUUUCUUGUCUUUGGGACCCUGGGUUCUGGCUAUCUCUUUGAACAUACUCCAUAUGUGAAGCUCAGAUCCUGCAGGGGAUAUUACCUACGUUCCCUUCUCCACAUUCUAGAAAGCGCAUGCCAGUCAAUCACAAUUCUCCGAGGAUAGCACGCCCGAGAUUAGUAGCCAGUGAGUAUCGAACAUGGUUCAGAGCCUGGGUUGGCAACUCGGCCUCCACAAAGUCCGGGCGAAGUCUUGCUACUGACAACUCUUGUAGUUUAUUGAGCAAUAGAUUCGUCUGGCCAACAUUUAUA
Linum tenue is the source of this 3690-nucleotide messenger RNA. The record is from the annotation of a GenBank genome assembly. Lineage: Eukaryota; Viridiplantae; Streptophyta; Magnoliopsida; Malpighiales; Linaceae.